CGGCCUUUCCUCCGCCUCAGAUUCUGGGCUCCGUGGUUGCGCCGCCGCCGCCGUACCCGGAUGUACCAGCUGACGCGCCGGGUUGGCCUCAUCAUUUGGAGACAGUCGGAGACGGCGCGAGGAUCGGGAGGAGGCGGGUGCGGGUUAGUCCGUUGCAAACGUUGAGCUCCGCUGGCGGAGGCCGCCCCCCGCCCAGACCCUCGAGUACGGGAGACCGGCCGGCCCGGCUCCACGCCUUUGUUGUUUCGACGUGGGAAGAGACUGCUCCCUUUUCCGUUAUCGGCGCCGACGGCCCACAGCCACCCUCCUCCUCCUCGCCCCAUCGGGACGUGGGCUGCAGGCCCUGAGCCGAGAUGAGCAACUCGCGGAAUAACCGGGUGAUGGUGGAAGGCGUCGGGGCGCGGGUGGUGAGGGGCCCCGACUGGAAGUGGGGGAAGCAGGACGGCGGCGAGGGCCACGUGGGCACCGUGCGCAGCUUCGAGAGCCCCGAGGAGGUCGUGGUCGUUUGGGACAACGGCACGGCUGCCAACUACCGCUGCUCGGGGGCCUACGAUCUGCGUAUCCUGGACAGCGCGCCCACCGGAAUUAAACAUGACGGAACCAUGUGUGAUACUUGUCGCCAGCAACCAAUAAUUGGUAUUAGAUGGAAAUGUGCUGAAUGUACAAAUUAUGACUUGUGCACAGUAUGCUAUCAUGGGGACAAACAUCACCUGCGACAUCGCUUUUACAGAAUAACCACCCCAGGAAGUGAAAGGGUAUUGUUAGAGUCUCGGCGUAAAUCAAAGAAGAUUACUGCAAGAGGAAUCUUCACAGGUGCCAGAGUAGUUCGAGGAGUUGACUGGCAGUGGGAAGAUCAGGAUGGUGGCAAUGGACGUCGGGGCAAAGUAACAGAAAUCCAAGACUGGAGUGCAUCGAGCCCACACAGUGCAGCAUAUGUUUUAUGGGACAAUGGAGCUAAAAACCUUUACAGAGUUGGCUUUGAGGGCAUGUCAGACCUUAAAUGCGUUCAAGAUGCGAAAGGAGGAUCCUUCUAUCGAGACCACUGUCCUGUUCUGGGUGAGCAAAAUGGGAAUCGGAAUCCUGGUGGCUUGCAGAUUGGCGACCUAGUGAACAUUGAUCUUGAUUUAGAAAUUGUCCAGUCUUUGCAGCAUGGCCAUGGGGGAUGGACUGAUGGGAUGUUUGAAACUUUAACGACCACCGGCACUGUUUGUGGUAUAGAUGAAGAUCAUGACAUAGUUGUUCAGUAUCCAAGUGCCAAUAGGUGGACUUUUAAUCCUGCAGUACUUACCAAAGCCAAUGUUGUUCGAAGUGGAGAUGCUGCUCAGGGAGCUGAAGGAGGUACUUCACAAUUUCAAGUGGGUGACCUUGUCCAAGUGUGUUAUGACUUGGAAAGAAUCAAGCUGCUUCAACGAGGACAUGGCGAAUGGGCUGAAGCAAUGCUUCCUACUUUAGGUAAAGUUGGAAGGGUACAACAAAUUUAUUCAGACAGUGACUUAAAGGUAGAGGUUUGUGGAACCUCUUGGACAUAUAAUCCAGCUGCUGUGUCAAAGGUAGCAUCGGCAGGCUCUGCCAUAAGCAAUGCAUCUGGUGAGAGAUUGUCCCAGCUGUUGAAAAAACUGUUUGAAACUCAGGAAUCUGGUGAUCUUAACGAAGAACUUGUUAAAGCAGCUGCUAAUGGAGAUGUAGCAAAAGUUGAAGACUUGCUGAAGAGACCAGAUGUAGAUGUGAAUGGGCAGUGUGCAGGACACACAGCUAUGCAAGCAGCUAGUCAGAAUGGACACGUCGACAUUUUGAAAUUGCUUCUAAAGCAGAAUGUGGAUGUAGAAGCAGAGGACAAAGAUGGAGACAGGGCUGUUCACCACGCAGCUUUUGGUGAUGAAGGAGCCGUGAUAGAGGUCUUGCAUAGAGGGAGUGCAGAUCUGAAUGCUCGUAAUAAACGUAGGCAGACCCCACUUCAUAUUGCUGUCAAUAAAGGUCAUCUUCAAGUAGUGAAGACUUUGCUGGAUUUUGGUUGUCAUCCUAGUCUCCAGGAUUCUGAGGGCGAUACUCCCCUUCAUGAUGCAAUUAGUAAAAAGCGUGAUGACAUUUUGGCUGUACUUCUAGAAGCUGGAGCAGAUGUUACUAUUACAAACAACAAUGGGUUUAAUGCUCUCCAUCAUGCUGCACUAAGAGGGAAUCCAAGUGCAAUGCGAGUAUUACUUUCCAAGCUUCCAAGACCAUGGAUUGUGGAUGAGAAAAAAGACGACGGCUACACUGCCUUGCAUCUUGCAGCACUUAAUAAUCAUGUGGAAGUGGCAGAACUCUUGGUGCACCAGGGGAGUGCUAACCUGGAUAUCCAGAAUGUCAACCAGCAAACUGCACUGCACCUUGCUGUUGAACGACAGCACACUCAAAUAGUGCGGCUCCUGGUUCGUGCAGGUGCUAAACUGGAUAUUCAGGAUAAAGAUGGGGAUACUCCUCUGCAUGAAGCCCUGAGGCACCAUACCUUGUCACAGCUUCGCCAACUGCAAGACAUGCAAGAUGUUGGAAAGGUAGAUACUGCUUGGGAGCCAUCAAAGAACACAUUGAUAAUGGGACUAGGUACUCAGGGAGCAGAGAAGAAGAGUGCAGCAUCUAUCGCUUGUUUCCUGGCAGCCAAUGGAGCAGACCUGGGUAUUCGUAAUAAGAAGGGUCAGUCUCCCCUUGACUUGUGUCCUGACCCCAGCCUGUGUAAAGCAUUGGCAAAAUGUCACAAAGAAAAAGCCAGUGGUCAGGUUGGUUCCCGAAGUCCCUCUAUGAUCAGCAACGAUUCAGAAACCUUAGAAGAAUGUAUGGUAUGCUCGGAUAUGAAGAGAGAUACUUUAUUUGGUCCAUGUGGGCAUAUUGCUACCUGUUCCCUUUGUUCACCAAGAGUCAAAAAAUGCCUUAUCUGCAAAGAUCAAGUUCAAUCAAGAACAAAGAUUGAAGAAUGUGUUGUAUGCUCGGACAAAAAAGCAGCAGUGCUCUUUCAGCCUUGUGGUCACAUGUGUGCUUGUGAAAAUUGUGCCAGUCUAAUGAAAAAAUGUGUACAGUGUCGGGCAGUGGUAGAACGAAGAGUGCCUUUUAUCAUGUGUUGUGGUGGAAAAGGUACAGAAGAUAUUGUUGACGAUAUUGCAAGUGGAAACAUUCCAGUUCUGCAGAAGGACAAGGACAAUACCAAUGUCAAUGCUGAUGUACAAAAAUUGCAGCAGCAAUUGCAGGACAUAAAGGAACAGACCAUGUGUCCUGUAUGUCUGGACCGUUUGAAGAAUAUGAUCUUUCUAUGUGGGCAUGGAACAUGUCAGCUUUGUGGUGAUCGAAUGAGUGAAUGCCCUAUCUGUCGGAAAGCUAUUGAACGAAGGAUUCUUUUGUAUUAAAAUAUCAAGUGUCUCUUUCUUUAACCAUAUCAUUGUCAGUAAAUGUAACUUAUUGAGUUUGUAUACGCUUUAGUGGCAGCUUUGAAGAAGGUCAUGAAAACAUUUCUGAUGCUGAAUAAGUGUGCUGCAUUAUAAGUGCUUAGAGACUGGCAGUUUCAACACAGAUCAGUAUUUGAGUGGCCAACCUCUCCUGUUAAGAAAGCUAGACCAAGGAUAGAUUAACAAAGCUGUUUUUCUUCGUAUAUCAUUUGCCUCUUCACUUUUCCCUGCCUAUUUAUGUUAAAGGGACAAUCUUGAUUUAUUGUCUUGGUAGUUUUGUUUUGUAUGUAUGAGCUCUAAGUUCAGACAUGUUAAUUUUUAUACUGUCAGUAUCUUUCAUUUAUAAAUGGGUUUUUUAUUCUCUAAAUGAUAUUUGUUUAAAGAUUUUUCUUAGUGCCAGUAGUAAAUUGCACAGCAAGCUAAGGCUUAUAACUCAGCACAAUAAAUAGUGCUUUCAGUAUUA
Molecule: messenger RNA, 3876 nt
Organism: Sphaerodactylus townsendi
Lineage: Eukaryota; Metazoa; Chordata; Lepidosauria; Squamata; Sphaerodactylidae
Gene: MIB1
Product: MIB E3 ubiquitin protein ligase 1
Exons: 21
Coding region: 354-3374 (1006 amino acids)
Biological process (GO): protein ubiquitination
Cellular component (GO): cytoplasm
Molecular function (GO): ubiquitin-protein transferase activity; zinc ion binding; protein binding
Source: RefSeq, a predicted model, not a curated record